AUGCGCGCGUCCCAUGCCGCCUUCGCCCGGCGGUUCCUCUCCCACUCGGCGCGCCACUUCUCGAACUCGGGGCCGCUCAUCGUCUUGAGCGGCGGAUCUUCCUUGUACCAGCGCCCGCCCGCGGUGAGCUCACGGAGCGACGAUAGCACGUACAGGGCAUCGGCGUACCUGCAAGCCGCACGCCGACUCCCGGUGGCGGACCACUUGCAUUGGAGCCGCCACGCCUCCUCGGCGGUGUCCGGCGAGCGGGAUCACUUCGAUCCGCUCGCGGGCGACGCGGUACUGCUGCGGCGUCUGUACAUGGCGACCGGCGGUUUCGCGCUGAAGAAAGGCAAAUUAGAAUCAACUACAGAACCCCCAGGCAAACCGACGAGGUCAGUUGCCGCGGCGGCGGCCGGAGGACCAGGCGACCGGCGGGCGGAACCCGCUUUCGUUUGGUCGCAUUUCCAGAAAUGCAAUCCUUUCUCGGCUGAUCUGUUUGACAUUGGGUCGACCGCACGUACAGUUCCUCUCUUGUGCAGCUCUUCCUGGGCACCAAAUUCUUCUCAAUCUAAGGACCCCAUCCAGCCCAAAGGGGACUAUUGUGAGCAAGUUUGGAAACAUUGCAAAAGCACAGCAAUAUCCAACUCCCCUUUUCAGCCUUCCGCGCCAAGAAAUGCUGCGUUCACUGGUUCAGCUUCCAUGCUUACUGAUUUUUGGCAAUCAGAAAAUGACUUUUGUGAGUCAUUUUCCGGUACACCAAACCACCAGUCAGUAUGCUUUAAUGGGCACGCGGUCUCACUUAACACUAGGAAGAACUCUUCACCAUCUCCUGAUGGGAUUUGCCUUGAGAAGAUUGGCAAUGGAUCCUACCUUAACAUGGUUGCUCACCCAGAUGGGUCCAACAAAGCCUUCUUCUCCAGACAAGAUGGGAAGAUAUGGUUGGCUACUGUUCCUGAACAAGGAAUGCAAGAUGGUCUGCAAAUUGACGAGAUGAGCCCUUUUCUUGAUCUCGCGGCUGAAGGUCACCUCAGUUCGGAUCUUGGACUCGUGGGUGUAGCCUUUCAUCCAGAUUUUACAAACAAUGGUCGUUUCUUUGUUUCAUACAUUUGUGAUGGAAGUCAGUCACCCAACUGUGCUGGUAGGUGUUCCUGUGAUGAAGUGGUCUGUGAUCCCUCAAAGCUUGGCUCUCAUAGUGGUGUUCAACCUUGCCAGUACCAUCUAGUUAUCUCAGAGUAUUCUGCUAAAGGUUCACCAUCAAGCUUUUCUGAGGCAGUGUAUGCUGAUCCAUCAGAAGUCAGAAGGAUAUUUUCGAUGGGGUUACCAUAUGUUUCUAACCAUGCUGGUCAGCUCCUUUUUGGACCUACUGAUGGAUACCUAUACUUUUUCACGGGAAAUGGUGGGAUAAGAGGUGACUCUUUCAACUUCUCCCAGAAUAAGAAGUCACUUUUGGGAAAAAUCAUGAGGCUCAACAUUGAUGAACUUCCAGAGCUGAAUGAAGUUGCUAACCUUAGCUUAUGGGGUAAUUAUACCAUACCAAAGGACAAUCCCAAUGCUGAUGAUAGCAACUCACGACCGGAAAUUUGGGCCUUGGGUCUUGAAAAUCCAUGGAGAUGCAGCUUUGACUCCGCAAGGCCUUUGCACUUGUACUGUGCAGACGAUGUCCAGGACCAAUACAAAGUGGUGGAUUUGAUAUCCAAGGGGGGCAACUAUGGGUGGGGUGGUGCCUAUGAUGACAAGCAUGUUCUCUAUCCACCGUGGGCUGCUCAAGUGAGUAAAUCUACAGAAGGCAUCAUUUUCCCCAUAAUGGGCUAUAAGGUUUCUUCUUCUACCUCUGAGAACAUGGUAUCUGCAUCGAUAGUUGGUGGGUAUGUGUACCGUGGGUCUCUCGAUCCUUGCUUAUAUGGAAGGUACUUAUUUGCUGACAUGUACACGUCUGCCAUGUGGACUGGCAGCGAUAACACAGAUGGCAGUGGUAAAUAUACUUCUACUUCCAUUCCAUGGAGCUGUUCCAAGCAGACGCCAAUUCCCUGCGAUGAAUCUGCCAACAAUCCUCUUGGCCCAAUAUCCUCGUUUGGCGAGGAUAACAAGCUAGACGUCUUCAUCUUGGCCAGCCAAGGUGUCUACCGGGUUGUCCAGUCUACUCUUUGUGGCUAUGCUCAGCCAAAUUCUGCAACGACAAAAGGAGUGACACCUUCUGGUGGCAGCAAUGGAGUAACAGUACCAUGGAUGAAAGUGCUGGUGAUUGUGUUGUCAGUUUUGACCGCAUCUGUGGCUGGCGUGGUAGCCUGGAGAUGUUUCUGCAACAACACAGCCUUUUGCUUCAAUGGGAAUGUCCACGUAACCAAUAACAACACCAUGCACGGCACGGAGAUACUCCUUCAGCCAAACAAGGUGACAUUGAAUUGGCUAUUACUGAGCCUGAAGAGCGUCCUGAUCGCUAGAUACUCUGUUUAUGGUCUCUAGUUUCUGUUGUGCAUCAGUGUAUGCUAGCUAUCGUGUGAUUUCAUUGAACCACGCGUCUGCCGUGUGUACAUAUUUCAUUGUCACGGUUUUUUUUUUUUGCCUUUUCAUUGAACCAGGCUAGCUAAUUUGGUUCAUUGGUUAGCUAGUUUUAUUAGUCGUGUGUGUCUCUGUUUGUCAGAGGUUUAUGGAAACGCUUAGACCUUCCCUUGUGUACUUGCCAUUCUAUGGCAUUUUUCUUCUUAAUAUAUAACAUGCAGUUCUCCUGUGUGGUUCG
This is a messenger RNA of Lolium rigidum, 2719 nucleotides long. Its product is annotated as HIPL1 protein-like. The record is from RefSeq and is a predicted model, not a curated record. Lineage: Eukaryota; Viridiplantae; Streptophyta; Magnoliopsida; Poales; Poaceae. Bases 1 to 2445 code for a protein of 814 amino acids. The transcript has 7 exons.